GUCAGCGGGAGAGCGCAGGGAGCUCCGCGGCGGCCCCUGUCCCGCGCAUUCGGGUGCGCUUCCUGAGGGCAGCGCUGCAGGCCUCGCAGCUGCCGCACCGGCAGCUCCGACAAACGCUGAAAAAUGACCCGCCUUAAGUAUGACGAGCAAAAAGCACAAGGUAAUUCGGCUGGGGGCCACCCCUGUUAGCCUGAGCUUGCUCUCUAUCCAGGUUUAUGCUUCCUCUUCAGAGAAGGAGACUUCCAAAAAGGAGUUGCUGAAAAUUGAGGAGCUGUCGCUCUACUCCUCUCCAGCUCGUGAGACUAAAUAUGUGGAGGAUCCACAAACCCAAUUGGAAGAGGGGGUUUCACGUUUACGGCAUGUUAUGGAGCCAUACACAGCCUGGUGUCAGGAUCUUUAUGCCAAAGCUAUGCCCAAAUUAGAAAAAGCUGUUGAGCAUGGUAGAGAGGGAUGUGAAUUUCUCCAAAACCCCCCUGCUGGAUUUUAUCCAAGGCUUGGUGUGAUAGGUUUUGCUGGAAUUGUUGGAUUGUUUCUUGCUAGAGGCUCAAAAAUAAAGAAGUUAGUGUAUCCUGCAGGUCUCAUGGGUAUUGGCGCCUCCAUGUAUUACCCUCAGCAAGCGGUUGCUAUUGCAAAGGUUGCUGGUACACAGGUAUAUGACUGGAGUCUUCAGGGGUAUAUUGCUGUAGAAUCUCUUUGGAAGGACAAUCCUAAGAAGAAGAAAUCUGGGAAAAAAGGUGAUAAGGGUGAUGCAGAUGGUGACAAGCCCCUGGAAAUCCAUGCUGCUUCAAAUGAAGAGCGAACCCAGAAGUAGAACAUCAGAUCGCUUGGCAUCAGACAGGUGAACAAAAAAUAUAGACAUGAGCAACAAUUUCCCAAGAAAAAGAGGAAAACCAUCUGAAUCCAUUUUGAUUUUGAAUGUGACUGAUCUGCCUUCUGCCUCAGGAAAGACUGAUGGGUGUGCUGCUUGGGCUUCUGGUAUGGAAUCUGUGAAAGGACACUUUGUAUUUUGGGUCAGUCUUGAGACCUUGUCCUCAGUUCUGCGGUGGGACUCAAGUCUGCCCAUGCUUGUCCCAUUGCAGGAUCAGCAUUGCGAGUAGCAAGUCUCAAAAUUCCUCAGUCUCUUGUUAUUAUUUAUAUAUAAAAUAUAUAAAAUAAAAUUCCAAUUAUACAAAAUGGUCCUGUUUUUUUCCCUCCUCUUAUUUUCUUUAAACUCAGGUAUGUGACAUGUGCGCAGCCUGUGAAAGGUUCUCGAGAUGCUGUUGACAAUGCCUGUAUUUUUUAACAGCGAGAAAAAGCUGAAAGUAGCAUGAUGUUUUGGCUAACAUUAGCUAAUAGAAUUACGACUGAGAACAAUUACAAUGACUCUUGUGUUUUGUCUGAGUCUCCCCCUCCUUUCUAUACAAAUCUUCUGCCUCAUCGGUGCCAGCAGGAGGUAUAUAAUGAAGCAUCUGUGAGUUCCUGUCUAGUAGACGGAUGGGAAUGGAGCUGUUAAUGUUUGUUCUUGUUUUUGCUUGAAUGCACAGCUCAAUGGGAACCAGAACGUUAGGUUGGUGGGAACCAGCUAUAGAAUAACUGGGCUGUUUCCUUAUUCCCAGCCAGGGAAGGGGAGGAGAAAGUGAAGCAAAGGGAAAUACAAAAGGAUUUCCAGCAUUUUGAAAUCUUUGCACAAUAAACCCCUUUCAUCAUUUGUUGCCAUUUCCAUGAGACACUUUUUUGGGGCGUGAUGCUUCACAAGUUACUGUAAUCCAAGUAGCUCAGAGCAUUUAAAGCUCUAUUGGUGAGUCUUAAAUGUUCCUAAAUUAAUCAGUGAAUAUGAGGACUGGGGGAAGGAUGGAAUUAAGUGUGUGCUUGUAUGAUAUGUUAACUUUCUACAAAGAACAGGGAAGAAAAUAUGAAGUAGAUCAUAUUGAAAAUGCUUUUAAACAUCUUUGUUAUUACUUGGUUAGGUAUUCUGGCUGAGUAUAGUCCACAGAUUUUAGAGAAAAACAAACAGACCUUGCCAAUGUGAAUACCAGUCCGUGUGGGCAUAAUAAAACAGGCCAGCUCUUUUUUAAUACAGGCAUAAGGCAUGUGGUUGCCUCAGGCAGAAAAACAGUAUGUCCUAAUGUGCUUAGUGCAUGUUUUUAUGAUUGUUUUAGGCUGGUAAAGAUGGAUGUUGAUUUAGCAAAGGGAGCAGAGUUCUUGCGUGGGGUUUGGGGUGAGUGUGUGUUUUUGUUUUUUACUUUCAAUUCCCCAACAUAGUUCAAACAGGCUUGGGAGGAUCAAAGUAGUGUUUUUGUCAAUAGUGGAAAGGAAGAUUGGGAAAUAUCAGUCAUAACUGUAACUGCUCUGUUACACCACUCUUGCAAUACAAGCACACAUUUGUUUCUUCCCUUAAAGAUAGCCCUUCACUUACACACUCUCGUAUCCUAGAGAAAAUAAUUACCAUUGACUUAGGAAUACAGAUUUAGGUGCCUGUAUUUUUUUUUUUCAGUAGUAUUUAGCAUAUGCCACACUGGCAUUUAAGAACGUGAUUACUUGGUAAUUUAGAUAUUUCCCCCCCUAGACUCCACCAGGAUGUGCUUUCCUCCUUCUCCUUUUUGAUGCGGUUGUUAGCCUGCCUUUCUGCUGCCUCUGAGACCAAAGUGUAACUUUUCCCAUCCAGUCUGUUUUGUUAGCUAGUCCUCAUACAAACGCAACAGCUCCUAAGCUCCAUUUGUUUACACGUAUACGCGUGUGCGUGUUUAAAAAAUCCUGGGUUAAAUAAGUAUCACUUCCUUUAAAUGCUUUUUACUUGAUCAUAUCUUCAUACUGUACGUUUGCACCGCAGCUUAAAAACGUCCCAAACGAUAGACACCAAACCAGAAUGCUCUUAUCUAGCAGGAAACGACUGCCUUGGAGCACCUGCACACACACAUGACAAGGAGAUGGUUCCAAAAUGUGAGCCAAGUAGCCCUAAAUUAAAUCCUUUCCUUAUGUCUUCUGUUUUUCACAAGUACAGGAAAUAAGAAAAAAAAGUUUCAUGCUGGUAAGAGUGCGAGAGUUCGUAAACAUUCAACUCACUUGGCACAGACUUUCCUA
This is a messenger RNA of Chroicocephalus ridibundus (black-headed gull), 3060 nucleotides long. RefSeq names its product apolipoprotein O (gene APOO). NCBI's taxonomy places the organism in Eukaryota, Metazoa, Chordata, Aves, Charadriiformes, Laridae. Gene Ontology annotation, cellular component: MICOS complex. The record is from RefSeq and is a predicted model, not a curated record. The coding region runs from base 140 to 811 and encodes 223 amino acids. The transcript is spliced from 9 exons. Gene Ontology annotation, biological process: cristae formation.